GCUUCCAUUCUGGCCUUACAUGAAGCUAAUGGCCAUUUGUUGGUUAGGCCUACCCCACUUUAAUGGUGCUUGCUAUGUUUAUGAGUGCCUUAUUCGUCCGUGUUUAUCUGUGAAUCCACAAGGAGUUAUCAGACAGUUUGUCAAACACAAGGAGGACGUAUCUCUCAAUGCAGAAAGCUUUCUAGCUGUGGCAGAGAUGUAUGUUAAAGAGAACGGAUCUGAAGCUUUGGAGAAACUCAUCGACAGAAAGUCCAAUCAUACAAUGCCAAAGAUUGAUGUGGAAGAGAUCAAGGCAAUAACAAAUAUGGUAGCAAAAGAAACAGUUGAGACAAAAGAAAUGGCUGCAGCAAUUCAGUCCAAAUUCAAGGAGCCUAAUGUUGCCAACAAGGAUGCCAAAACAGUGGAACCAAAGGAGAAAAUUCUUGCAGCUUCAACACAAUGGUCCAAAUUCAAAGAAUUUGCUGUUGCUAAGGAGAAUGCCAAAGCAGAAGAACUGAACGAGAAAAAUUCCACAACUGCAACAGAACAGGUUAAGUGUGUUGAAGAGCCAAAUCUUUCUCAAACUGAGAAGAGAACAGUUACCUCUAUUAAAAUUGAGGAAAAGACCGUGAUAGAAGAUGUUAGAGAGAACGAAGUUGAGGAGGUACCUGCUGUCGCAGCUGGUGGUGGAGAGAACAAAGUUAAGGAGAGACCUGCUUCAGAGAAUGUUCAGAAAGAGUGGACGUGUGCUGUAUGUCAGGUGACGACCUUGUGUGAAGAAAACUUGAAGUCUCAUCUUCAGGGGCGAAGACACAAAUCCACUUGUGCAGAGCUGAAAGCAAUCAAGCAAGCAAUCAAGCUAGCAAACAAAAACAAGGGCUGCCCGUCUUCAACAGCCAAUCAGGAGCCCCAAAAGCCCAUUGCUGGUGAUUGGAUAAACCAAAAUAAAAGUAAGAAACAAGUGGACAUCGCACAAGUGAACCGGAUUAUUGAGCAACGCAAACAGAAAGAAGUAAAGAACACUACUGGGUAUGGGGUGAACAAGUCUAAAUUAUGUUGCUUUAUCUGUAAUGUUAAGUGCCCUGGUGAGGUUCAUAUGGUUUCUCACCUUAAUGGGAAGAAGCACUUGUCCCGGGUUCAACAUAUAGUGGAUUCUUUGGGUGGAGCAGAUUAAUAGGAUCAUGGAGGCAGUUUAGUAUUUCAUCCCAACAAGACUAGCAUACCUGCAGAAGAAAUUAAACAUUGACAUGGUUGUUUCUACUAAUGAUUUUGUGGUUUUCAGUUCCAGCUUUUUUUGGGGUCAUAUCUGUCUCGACUAGAUAAUGUAUACAAAUGGGAUGUUAUGUAUUUUGGAACAGCUGUACGAUUUAAAUAGAUUUUUAUGUGGCCAGUCUUUGAUUUAA
This is a messenger RNA of Camellia sinensis, 1382 nucleotides long. Lineage: Eukaryota; Viridiplantae; Streptophyta; Magnoliopsida; Ericales; Theaceae. The record is from RefSeq and is a predicted model, not a curated record.